This is a messenger RNA of Clonostachys rhizophaga, 957 nucleotides long. The record is from the annotation of a GenBank genome assembly. Lineage: Eukaryota; Fungi; Ascomycota; Sordariomycetes; Hypocreales; Bionectriaceae.
AUGAUUUCUUUACAAAAGCUUCUCAACCGGGGCCUAUUUGCCAUCACUGCUCUGGCCGUGGCAGUUCAAGGAGCUUAUCCUGACCCGGGGGUUGUCUCGGGCGAUACUGGUCUUCAUGAUCCUUCAAUCGUAAAAACAUCGAGCGGACAAUACAUCAUCGCUCACACUGGCACCAAUAUCCAGCUUAAGACUUCGACUGACCGGACAAGAUGGACAAACGCGGGUGCCGUGUUCCCUAAUGGUGCAUCAUGGACUACCCCUUAUACGGGUGGUGACACUAAUCUCUGGGCCCCUGACAUUUCCUACCACAAUGGCCUCUACUAUUUAUACUACUCGGCCUCGACAUUUGGGUCUGCUAAGUCGGCCAUUUUCCUCGCCACCAGCUCCACCGGAGCUUCAGGCUCGUGGACUCACAAGGGCUUGGUUAUCGAGUCAAAUGACAGUCUCGGCUACAACGCCAUCGAUCCCAAUCUGUUCGUUGACAGCGACGGCAAAUGGUGGCUGAGCUUUGGCUCGUUCUGGUCGGGUAUCAAGUUGAUUGCGCUGAACUCCAGCACGGGUCUGCGCUCCGGCACAAGCCUCGUUUCCAUCGCCGCCCGUCCCAACAACAACGGCGCCCUGGAGGCGCCCUUCAUCACUAAACGUGGCAACUACUACUACCAGUGGGUAUCCUUCGAUAGCUGCUGCAAGGGGGCUUCCAGCACUUAUCGUACCAUGGUUGGUCGCUCUACGAGCCUGUCUGGUCCGUAUACCGACAAGAGCGGCACGUCAAUGCUGUCCGGUGGUGGUACUGAGGUUAUGGCGAGCCAUGGCUCGAUCCAUGGUCCUGGCCACCCAGCCGUCCUCUCUGAUUCAGAUGCAGAUGUCUUUGUGUAUCACUAUUAUGCUAAUAGUGGUGCGUCUUAUUUGGGUAUCAACCUCAUCCGCUGGGAGAACGACUGGCCUGUCAUUUAUUGA